GAGCGCACAGUCUUUGAGGCUGAGCUGGUUGGUGCUAGCCUCGCCAUCGACAUCAUCGCCAGCACGAAGCGGUUGACGCGGGCUGCCGUCCUCCUGGACUCGCAAGCGGCCAUACAGGCCCUUCGGGGGUCGGGUACCAAGGCGGGACAGCAACUGGUCCAUGAGUUCUGGGUGCGUGUGCACCGGCUGCGUGCCAGCAGACGCACGCUUUCUCUUAUCGUCGCCUGGGUACCCGGGCAUGUCGGAGUGGAGGGUAACGAGCGGGUGGACGCAGAAGCGAAGGCUGCCGCUGAAGGCUGUGGCGAUACCCCCCUGCACGACAAGCGUGGCUUGCUCAAUGGACCGCUCCCAGUUAGCAGGUCAGCGGUCAUCGCAGCGGAAAAGUCGCGCGUGCAGCAGCAGUGGUGCCGCCGC
Molecule: messenger RNA, 414 nt
Organism: Schizophyllum commune H4-8
Lineage: Eukaryota; Fungi; Basidiomycota; Agaricomycetes; Agaricales; Schizophyllaceae
Exons: 1
Molecular function (GO): nucleic acid binding; RNA-DNA hybrid ribonuclease activity
Source: RefSeq, a predicted model, not a curated record